AUGCCGCUCUGUCUCACUUUCAUCGACUUGAAGAAGGCCUUUGACUCAGUUGAGACGGAAGCGGUCGUGGAAGCCUUGGACAACCAAGGCGUUCCCACUCAGUACAUAAAGGUGCUUCGAGAGUUGUACAGUAACUUCACGACCGGAAUCUCGCCAUUCUACAAGAAUAUCAUCAUUGACGUGAAGAGGGGGGUUCGACAGGGUGAUACAAUCUCACCCAAAAUAUUCACAGCCACCCUCGAGAACGCAAUGCGAAAGUUGGAAUGGGACGACAUGGGAGUGAAGAUCGAUGGUCGGCAGCUACACCAUUUGCGCUUUGCUGAUGACAUCGUACUGAUAACACCUAGCAUCAGCCAAGCGGAACGAAUGCUGACCGAAUUCGCCGAAACAUGUGGAUGCAUCGGUCUUGAGCUGAAUCUUCAAAAGACGAUGUUCAUGCGGAACGGAUGGAUCUCGGAUGCCCCAUUCACGCUCAACGGAACGAACAUAUCCGAAUGCACCAGCUACGUCUAUCUGGGUCGGGAAUUGAACAUGAUGAACGACCUGACCCCCGAGCUGGGCAGGAGGAGACGAGCGGCUUGGGGAGCGUACAAGAGCAUCGAGGAUGUAGUGAAGAAGACCAGGAACACCCGGCUCCGCGCUCACCUCUUCAACACCACCGUACUUCCUGCUUUGACCUAUGCCUCAGAAACCUGGGCACUUCGCAAGCAGGAAGAAAACGCGGUGAGCGUCAUUGAACGCGCAAUUGAGAGAGUGAUGCUAGGAGUAUCCCGUUUCAAGCAAGUGAGAGACGGGAUUCGAAGUUCUCUCCUACGUCAGCGAUCGAAGAUCAGAGACGCCGCCGCGUUUGCCAAGGAAAGUAAAAUAAGGUGGGCCGGACACGUGAUGCGCUUUAACGACAACCGUUGGACCAGAGCCGUGAGCGACUGGAUUCCCCGCGAUAUUAAGCGCAAUACAGGAAGACCGCCGACCCGAUGGUCAGAUUUCUUCACGAAGUCCUUCAAAGAAAAUUACGAUGCUCUUCGUGUCCCACGCGAAAGGAGGAACCACUGGGCUACUCUGGCACGCGACCGGGACAAAUGGAAGAAUUACUGGCGCCCGCUCGACCGGUUCGAAGACCAACGGGAGUCAAGGUGA
Necator americanus (New World hookworm) is the source of this 1137-nucleotide messenger RNA. RefSeq lists its product as uncharacterized. The record is from RefSeq and is a predicted model, not a curated record. Lineage: Eukaryota; Metazoa; Nematoda; Chromadorea; Rhabditida; Ancylostomatidae. The coding region runs from base 1 to 1137 and encodes 378 amino acids. The transcript has a single exon.